AUGCCUCCGAGCCCCGCCAACACGCACAACAGCAAGUGGCGCCAGCGCCUGCGCAAUCCCUGGGCCUGCUCGCUCGCCACCCUCUUGACCACGCUGGCUGCCAUGGCCGCCAUGGCCCUCAUGGCCCAGUCCUUCCUCACCCGCCAGCAAGACGUCAAGGGCUGCGGCAUGUCGUAUAUGCGCCCCACGUACUCGCGCUUCAGCCAAUUCGACACAGAACACACGCGAUUUGCAACAAAAUACUCGCUGUAUCUGUAUCGGGAAGGUAGCUUGGACGAAGAUACCAGGGCACGUCACGGCGUCCCCGUCCUCUUUAUCCCUGGAAAUGCAGGCAGCUACAAGCAAGUGCGCUCUCUCGCUGCCGAGGCUGCCUACCACUACCACAACAAUGUGCAGCACGAUGUGGAUGCCGGCAAGGCGGGCAAGCGUCCGCUGGACUUCUUCUCCGUCGACUUCAACGAGGACAUUACCGCAUUCCACGGCCAAACCCUGCUGGACCAGGCCGAAUAUCUCAACGAUGCCAUAACCUACAUCUUGUCGCUCUACCACACCCCGGGCAAAUUUCUUCGCGACUCGUCGCUGCCAGACCCUACGUCAGUCAUCAUUGUCGGACAUUCCAUGGGCGGCAUUGUCGCCCGCACCAUGCUCACCAUGCCCAAUUACCAGGCCAAUUCAAUCAACACCAUCAUUACGCUCGCCGCACCCCAUGCUCGCCCCCCGGUGUCGUUUGACGGGGAUAUCGUCCGUACCUACCAGGGUGUCAACGACUACUGGCGACGCGCGUACUCGCAAAAGUGGGCCAUUGACAACCCCCUCUGGCACGUAACGCUCAUUUCCAUUGCCGGGGGCAGUCUGGACACGAUGAUUUCGUCCGACUACACGAGCAUCGCCUCGUUGGUCCCCGAGACACACGGCUUUACCGUCUUCUCAACCUCGAUGCCCAAUGUCUGGACCGGCAUUGAUCACUUGGCCAUCACCUGGUGUGAUCAGCACAGAAAGGCUGUCGUGCGCGCCCUGUACGACGUCAUCGAUGUGUCUCGCGCGACGCAAACUGUACCACGUGCCGAGCGAAUGCGCGGUUUCAAAAAAUGGUUUCUGACAGGCCUCGAGGACGCGGCCGAAAAGACGUUGCCACAUGAGGAAGCCAAGACGCUGCUCACGCUCGAGGCAAAUAGUGCUAUUGUCUCGGAAGGCGAGCGACUGGUGCUGCGUAGCCUGGGGAAAUCAAAACGCCGGCCCAACGCACACCUGAUGCCCGUGCCGCCUCAAGCACAGGGCAAAAAGUUCACGUUGCUCACAAAUGAACAGCUCGACCAACCGGGCAGUCACGGCAUCCUCGAGGUGCUGUUUUGCAGCGUCUUUCCCUCGCAGCCAGGACAGUCGACGACGCUCUUCUCCAUGAACAUGGACCUUUCGGGCGACAGCUCGGGCGCUACUCGCCUUGCUUGCAAGAACGCUGCAUCGGAUGUAAUUACUCUUCCGGCAUCGACUCGCUACUCGACACAGCCGUUUGAGACGGAGCGCCCGUUUUCCUACCUCCAAUACGACAUGGAACAUCUUGCCGAACACCAGUUUGUGGCCGUCAUCGACAAAGCUGGCGAGCAGAGCUCCGGCUGGGUAGUGGCUGAAUUCAGCUCUGCUUUUGAUUCUCAAAUCCAUGUCGACAUGGGCCUGCAGCGCCUGCUGACGACUGGCCUUUCGCUUCGCCUUCCGUCAAAUCGCCCUCUCAUGACCGAUAUCAAAGUUCCCGCGUUGCAUUCUGCUCUCUUGGCCUACAACAUGCAUAUCGGCAAGCAAUCAUGCGAUUCUGGAGAGCUCUUCGCUCCGCUGCUCCGUCAGUACGUUACUGAUGUCCACGAGAGUCGAUUCUCCGUCAACGUAAGGGACGCUGAAAUCAGCCUGCAUGGAGUCGCGCCCUAUAUGCCGCCUGCGCUUCAUGUCAAGCAACCCCAGAACGGUCUAUCUUUGCAGAUCUGGUCUGACCCUACGUGUGACAGCAGCAUCCAAAUCACGCUCAAAGUCGACUUUCUGGGCAGUCUGGGCAAGCUAUGGAUGCGUUACCGCAUUGUUUUUGCCGCUUUUCCGAUCCUCGUUGUAGCCCUGGUUCUGCGCCAACAAUUCCGAACGUACGACAGAGAUGGCGUCUUUACGAGCUUCUCCCAAGGACUCAAUGAGUGCUUGACGACUUCGCUUCCGCUCGCCCUGUCUGCGCUUACCUUUUUGUCGAUUGCGCUGGCCACUGCCCAGUACCAGUCGAAGAAAUGGUUCCUCGGCAGCAAGUCUGCCAACAUGACGCUCUUUGAUGACGCCAACAAUGAGCUUCUGCUUGGUUCCGACGAUACCUUUUUUUGGUUUCUCGUUCCUCUAUUUGGCCUAAUGUGUAUUGGCGUUUGUGUUGCUGUCAACUAUGUUGCCAUGCUGCUUGAAGUCAUCUUUGCAUCCAUCUACUCCAUGGUCCUAACGGCCAGGCUGCGAAAAGACGAUGGCAAGAGAACACCAGCAGCUUUUGCAGUAACUUCAAACCGACAGCGUGUCAUUACGACAUGCAUUCUGUUGUCGCUCGUUUCGACAUUUAUCCCUUACCACUUUGCCUACGUUGUGCUCUGUCUCGUCCAGCUUGCAACCAGCGUUCGCGCUCUCCGCCUAGCAAAGGAGUCUGGUAUCGACUCCAACUACAACUUUUACAACUACGCACACUCAAUAUUUAUCCUAAUGCUCUGGAUCCUGCCAAUCAACCUCCCGGUCUUGGUAGUCUGGAUACGAAAUCUUGCUGUUCAUUGGCUGACACCCUUUUCGUCUCACCACAACAUCCUCUCCAUCAUGCCGUUUAUCCUACUGGUGGAGACGCUGAGCACCGGACGCAUGGUACCUCGCGCCGAGUUCCGCGCCUCCUUUUUUACAAACAUGUUGCUUUUUUCGAUUGGCGCCUACGCCGCCAUCUACGGCGUUACGUAUGCCUAUGUAUUGCACCAUCUGGCAAACAUACUGUGUGCAUGGCUCGUAGCCAUACAUUUUGACCCGUCGACGUGGCCGCAAAAACGAACAAGCAGCACCAACGCAAUAGUAGAAAGCAGCAGGAGUCCAGACAGCAAGACGAAGAAACGACCAUGA
Molecule: messenger RNA, 3111 nt
Organism: Exserohilum turcica Et28A
Lineage: Eukaryota; Fungi; Ascomycota; Dothideomycetes; Pleosporales; Pleosporaceae
Exons: 2
Coding region: 1-3111 (1036 amino acids)
Biological process (GO): GPI anchor metabolic process; endoplasmic reticulum to Golgi vesicle-mediated transport
Cellular component (GO): endoplasmic reticulum
Molecular function (GO): phosphatidylinositol deacylase activity
Source: RefSeq, a predicted model, not a curated record